Molecule: messenger RNA, 1236 nt
Organism: Camellia sinensis
Lineage: Eukaryota; Viridiplantae; Streptophyta; Magnoliopsida; Ericales; Theaceae
Source: RefSeq, a predicted model, not a curated record
AUGUUGAAGUUACCCACUUAUGUUGAUGUGUUGGAAAGGGCUGCUAUAGUGGAAGGAAAUAUUGCGGCUCAGAACCGAAUUUCCGAGUGGAAAGGGAAAAGGCAAAACAGUCAAUGGUCAAAGGGGACAACUACUCCACCAAACAAGAAACAAAAUUCAGGGACGUCAAGUGCUUCUACCCCUAGUCAAGAUUCAAUUCCUAGAAAGAAACAAAAUGGCAAUAGGGCUGCUACCAGUUCAGCAAGGUCUACACCACCUACCAACACUAAGUCAGCUGCCAAGCCUACUAAUAAUAAAGACACUGCGAGACAAGGCAGGGUGUUUACAUUGGUUCCGGGAGAUGUGCAUAAUGCGGCAACAGUGGUGUCAGGUACAUUUAUGGUUCAUGGUCAUUCUGCUUAUGUAUUGUUUGAUUCUGGCUCCACCCACUCUUUUGUGUCGAAACUAUUGGCUCCUAAUCUAGAUAAAACUGAAGAAAAAUUGUCUUAUAUGUUGUGUGUGUCUUCACCUAUGGGAGACUCUAUGAUAUGUGCUUCUAUUUAUUUAGCUUGUGAACUCCAACUUGGGGAUAUUCGGAUAUAUGCUAAUUUGUUACCUCUCGGCAUGACGUGUUUUGAUAUUGUUCUGGGAAUGGACUGGUUGAGUGAAUAUGGUGCAACUAUAGACUGCUUAACGAAGCAAAUUAGUUUCCACCCUCCGGGACAAUCAGAAUCUACUUUUCAAGGUCAGGGAGUGGCCUUUCCACCAUAUUUGAUUUCUGCAGCAAAGGCUUGUAAACUCAUUCAGAAAGGGUGCCAAGGGUAUUUAUGCAGUGUUUUGGAAGGGCAGGUGAUGGGCGGAAGUACCGACAUGAUUCCAAUUGUCUGUGAAUUUUCGGAUGUUUUUCCGGAAGAAUUACUGAGGGAAUUAGUGAACCGAGAAAUUGAAUUUACCAUUGAAGUGAUACCGAGAACCCAACCUAUCUCCAAGACUCCAUACAGAAUGUCACCAGCUGAAAUGAAGGAAUUAAAGAUUCAGUUGCAGGAUUUACUUGAUAAGGGGUUCAUUCACCCGAGUGUGUUGCCUUGGGGUGCACCAAUUCUGUUUGUGAAAAAGAAAGACGGAACACUCCGAUUAUGUAUAGACUACAGGGAGCUUAAUAAAGUGAAAAUCAAGAAUAAGUACCCAUUGCCACGGAUCGACGAUCUAUUUGACCAACUACAAGGGGCACAAGUCUUUUCAAAGAUUGAUUUAUGA